Molecule: messenger RNA, 1164 nt
Organism: Fusarium venenatum
Lineage: Eukaryota; Fungi; Ascomycota; Sordariomycetes; Hypocreales; Nectriaceae
Source: RefSeq, a predicted model, not a curated record
AUGAAGUGGUCAACUAGCUCACUGCUAGCGGCGCUGUGUGCUCCUAGCGCACUCGCCAUAACAUCUGAAUUCUGUCCACAGAAUGGCAAAGUCUGCUUCACCUGGGGCGUCCCAGAAGCCUCCGCCAGCUCAGGAUCCGGCCCCAUCUACUUCCAGCUCAAGGCACCAACAAGUAUGUCAUGGGCAGGUCUCGGUAUCGGCGACCGAAUGUCUGGUUCCCAGAUGUUCAUCAUGUACCAGGACGGAAAGGGCAACGUCACUCUGAGCCCAAGACCAGGAACAGGCAAUGUAAUGCCCAGGUACUCGAAAAUGGAUGGACUCGAGCUGUUGGAAGGUUCGGGAGUCAAGGAUAAUGAGAUGAUUGCCAACGUUCGAUGCAACGACUGCAAGAACUUGAACCUCAAGGGUUCUGACUUGUGGAUCGCCGCCUGGCUGUCUGGCGACUCCCUGGCUUCGACAAGCCCCUCCGAAGCCAUUUCUCAGCACGAUGAACACGCUACCUUUGAUGUCGACCUUGCCAAAGCCUCGAUGAGCUCCGAUAGCAACCCGUUCCUUUCCACCAACACAAAUCAAGGCAGCUCCAGCUCUGGUGGCGCUGCGUCCGAGACAUCCAGCCGCGGUGCAAGCAGCACGGUUAAGCUGGCUCACGGUAUCAUUAUGUCUAUUGUAUUCAUCGCUGGAUACCCUCUGGGCGCCGUUCUCAUGCCCAUGCUUGGCAAGUGGAUCAUCCACGCCGGUUGGCAGGUCGUUAUGUUGCUCCUGAUGUGGGCUGGAUUUGGACUUGGAUAUGUCUAUGCCAGAGACGGAGGCUAUUGGGGAAAGCAAGCUCACACCCGAAUGGGUACUGCAGUUUGUGCUCUGAUCACCCUUCAGCCCAUCCUUGGUUACAUGCAUCACCGAUACUUCCUCAGCCAUGGCGGGCGAGGCAUCAUUAGCCAUGUUCAUAUCUGGUUUGGCAGAGCACUCAUGAUCAUCGGUAUCGUAAACGGUGGCCUGGGUCUGCAGCUCGCAAACUCAUCUAAGGCAUAUAUCAUUGCGUACUCAGUCAUUGCUGGUCUUGCUGCCGUGCUCUACCUCGGUGCUGCCAUUGUUGGCGAGAGGCGACGAUCGGCUUCUCGUGUUAAGCAGAUUUCACCUCAGAUGUCUCAGGAGGAGGCACGAUAA